Messenger RNA from Brassica rapa (field mustard), 2355 nucleotides. RefSeq lists its product as uncharacterized. The record is from RefSeq and is a predicted model, not a curated record. NCBI's taxonomy places the organism in Eukaryota, Viridiplantae, Streptophyta, Magnoliopsida, Brassicales, Brassicaceae.
UCUACGUAGCUUCAUUUUAAGCGAAUAGCGAGAUUUGUGUCAUCACGUUUUAAAAUAAUAAUAAUUGUAACUGCCUAACUGGUAUAAAUACACACAACAUAAUUCUUUACCUACAACACAAACAUAGAGAUAGAAGAAAAUGAAGAGAAAAGUGAGUCUGAUUGCUUUGUUCCUGGUUCUCUCUUUCGUGGUUUCGUCUUAUGCAGCUCCAACUCAGCCAGACCAAAUCCGCAAAGUUUUGAUGAAUGAUGAUAGAAGCACCCCCUAGUAAGUCAGGAUCCACACGCCGAUGUUGUUAGCAAGGCGAAAACAGCAUGUGAGCGGCCGUCUAUGGUUCUAUGGUUCGCGUGGUGUUUAAGUAGACCGGUUUACAAAUUUUUUAUUAUAUAAUUCUUCUUUUUAACAUUUUAUAGUUCAAAAUGAGCAGAAUAAUACAAAAAGAUACAUUCAAUUCGCUUGAAUGGAGUCCCUCUGAAUAAAAUAUAUCUUCAUCUAUGCGCAUUUGGAUGUAUUUUCACGCGCUACAUUGAACUGUUUGGUGCAUAUUUCUAUAGUACUUGUUGUUAGCAAAGCGAAAGCAGCGGGGAAAAAACACCCAACCAACAUUUAAUAGAUGUAAGUUAAAUGUUAUGACAUGUAAUGAUCUUUCACUUCGAUCAAUAUAUAGUAGUUGCGGAAGGAGAGAAACAUUCGAUUAUAUUCCUCCAUCUUCAAAACUGAUCCUCAAUCACCUGGUGAGAGAGAUUCACCAGAUUCUCUGCAGCAAGUUAGCUUGUCUUGAUCGCCUUAGGUUUUCAUGUUAUUUUUCACCCACUAUAAUCUCACGAGUUGCGAUGAAGUUCGUACACUUUUGUUCGGUCAAUUAAUCAAUUUAUAUAACCCCUGGCUAGGUGUAUCGUCAUGUCUUGUACUCUCAUUGUGUGUGCUUGUGUAUACUUCUUCAGCUCUUUUUUCAUAUUACUUCAGAAGAUGUCCCCGUAAAAGAAAUAAAAGAGAGAAAUAAGGAAAAAUAAUUUUAAAAGUGGUUAUUUAAAAAAAAUUAUCAUUUAAUAUGUAAUUUUAACCAAUUAUAAAAGGUCUAUAUAAUUUAAUUGGUCACAUAAUAUUCAAUAAAUUUGAAAUGUUAAAAUUACUUAUACUGUGAAACAAUUUUUUUUCUUUCUAAAACUACUUAUAUUAUGAAACAAAUAUAAGACAUGGGUGUAUACAAUUAGACUAUCGAGUGUACAUCAAUGAGUUCUUUUAUAUUGUUUCACUGUAAUUGAUCAUUAACGUUGGAGAUAAUUUCAAGAGACCUAAAUUUAGCUCCAGGGUAUUAGUCAAUGCUUUUUAAUGACCGGAUGUUGGCUUUUUAAUCUUGUUCUUUGUCCUAACACUUUAUAUUAUAUGAAAAUUGUGUGUAUGCUCACUUCUUCAGCCUUUUUCAUAUUGCUUCGAAUAAUAAUUUCUCUGUAAAAGAAAAUAAAAGAGAAAAAUGAAUAGAGUAUCGACUGUAUAACAAAGAAUUGUUUUUAAAAUCUUGUUUUACCGAAAUUGAUGAUUAACGUUGGAGAUAAUUCCAAGACACCUACCUAAAGGUACCUAUCCAUGGUAUAUUUUUUUCUUCUAAUGCAAGUAUAAGGAGAAGAAAUUAAGAUUAAAAAGCCAAUAUCCGCUCAAUUAAAAAUACAUUGACUUAUACAAAUCACCACCAACUAUGGUGAGAACGACACUGAUAUGAUCUCUACCUAACAGUCUUACACUAACAACUAUUUAUUUUAUUGUUUAUGCGUUGGCUAGACAGAAGAUACAUACAUAGGGCAAAAACAAUGAGUCUCAAGUUCAUUCUAUUAAUAGCUUCACUUGUACUUUUAUGUAUCGCAUCGUCUGAUUCGGCAAUCCUUCCAUUUCUCAGAAACCAGAAACUUCGUAAGUCUUUUGCUUCAUCUAAAUAUAAUUAUGUGUAAUAUAUGUGGAGUUUAAUUAGUUUUGAAUGUGUUGCAAGUCAAUGAAGAAGUUGGAAAAAUUCACAUUCACAAAGAAAACAAGAUCAGCGUAAAAGUCAGCCGUUCACCUCCUGCCAAAGGCAGAAAUUGCUGCAAUGAUUAAAAGAAGCUCUGCACAAUAUUCCCAACAUCAUCAGAGCUUAAAUAUGUAAAAGACUAUUUGCUCAUUAUUGUAUUAGUUUCAGUGGUAAAAUGUAAUUGUUAAAACAAGGUAUGUUUUCAACUUUCCAAAUUUUUUGUUUCUCCUCCUGUAAACACACUCUUACUCAUCCGCCUUGUUGUCAUCUCCGUAAAAUCUAUUGUAUGUUUAGUUUAGUAAAGAGGUUCUAUCACCGGGAAGGAGAAAGACUUCAGCUCCAAUUACAUAUUU